CGCUGUGCCCGUAGGACAUUAUAUCGGAUCAGUCGACUCCGGACCACGUUCUCGUGCGAACUACCCCGCAAGCACAGUCACCCCGGUCGACGCGUUUCACUCCUCACCCGCCGACGACGACGACGGUCGGACGUUCCAGACGACCGCGGCCAGCGACGAAAUAAUAGGGUCACGAGUCAUGACGCCUCGAGGAAAACGUCAACGACGGUCAUCGGACACUUUUCGGCUCUCCGUUCGUGUGGCACACGCUAAAAGAUAUAUAGAAUGAAAAAAAUUUGACCGAAGGUUGUUUUUGCGGUAUAGGAAUAUCAAGGAAAUUCAAAUAAUUAGCAUGGCGGCUGUGAAGUCGUGAGUGCGGACGAACAAUGGUAGUGAUCAUAAACGCUAUCGUAGUUUCUUUACUGUCAGUAAUCGUUGCAGAAAUCCAAAAAGAAUGCGUUUUGGAGUUGCCUACAAACGGCUCGCGCGAUGUUUACUGUGAUGCCAUACCGUACAAAGUCGACUUGACUCACACUAACGGUAUGACUAAAUUGGAUGUAUCGCGAAAUAAUUUGAAUGGGAUUUAUUUCGCUAGUGAUAAAAACAUUACGUUACCUACGCUCGACUUGUCCAGAAAUAACAUUCUAAAUCCUUGCCACGUCGCUAUUGGUAAUAUGGUAAGGGUCGAUUCAAUGAUAUUAUCGUUCAAUAAGGUACACAAUUUCUCAAUGUGCACAGACAUAAGAAAUCUAACGCUGAGUUGGAAUUAUAUUAAGUCAUUGAAUAAAACCGAUAUGGUAAAUGCGUCUUCUUUGGAAGUUUUGGAUCUUGGCAAUAAUUUUAUCUUAUGGAUUGAAAAUAAUACGUUUGUUGGAAUGCCGGAUCUUCAAUGGUUGGACUUACGAGGUAACGCGUUAACAAGAAUAUCAGAAAAAACCUUACCAAGUACUACAUUGCGAUAUCUCGACGUUUCCGAAAACUAUGAUCUCGACCGUACAACAGUGUUUCAGCCAUUUGAAAAUCUAGUUGAAUUGAACAUUGCAAAAAACGCAGAAUUAGCACCUGUUGUCUUGGGUUCCGGUCCAAGACUUCAAGCAUUGGAUGCUUCACACACAAAUCUUACAGAAGUUCCAGUCACGCCAGCUCCCCUGUUAGGCUCACUCAUUUUGAGCGGCAAUGCGAUAAAAGCAGUGAACAGUGGUGACCUAGAUGGUUUUCCUCUUCUCCAUUUGCUUAACAUAAGUGGCAAUCGUAUUUCCAUGGUUGAAGACGACGCAUUUGGUCGGCUGGAUUUACUGACCGUGUUGGACUUGAGUGAUAACUUUUUGGAAACGGUUCCAAAAAGUCUUCCAGGAAGCUUAGAAAGAUUAAAUCUAGAAGGUAAUAGAAUACAGAACUUGAGUGUCGAAGACUUUGAGGGUUGCAAACGACUGAAAAUAUUAAAUGUUCGGAGAAAUAAUAUUCGACACAUACAGGACCUUACAUUUGCGUCUUUAUUAUUUCUCGAUGUUUUAGAUUUAUCCGAAAAUCCAAUUAAAAUGAUCACUAGAGAAAUGUUAACAGGUCCAGUAAGAUUAAAAGUCUUGAAACUGGAAGGGCUAACGGCACCAGAAACACCAACGUUCCCAUUCACAGAUACACGUUACUUGAACCGCAUCCAAUUGGCGCACAGCAAACAUCUAGCUACAAUCCUGUUAAACGACAGUGCUGUACUGUCAUCUUUGUUUCAGCUUGAAUAUUUAGACUUAACGGAAUGUGAUGUGAUUUCACUUCCCAACCGUUUACCUUAUCAUAUGCCCAAAAUUAAAACAUUAAUUGUGAACGAACUCAAGCGCGUCGAAUCGUGGCUCAGAGACUGGCUGUGUGAGAUCCACGCAUCCGAAGACCGACAUUACAAGUUGAGUAAAACUGAAUUGAGACUCAGGAACUACCUGCCGCAAAAAUUCAAGUCCACUGUGGAAAGUGUGCAAUGUAGACAAAAUAAUGGCAGUGUUCAACAGGUGUUCGAUUCGGAAUACUGUGCCACGAUUACAACGACUCUGACUUAUCGAGUCACUACGACUACAACAGAACAGACAGCAGUAUUUGCACGACUAAGAGCGAAAAACGAUCCGAAGAAUGCACAUGCUGUAGUGAAAACCACUCAUCCAGGUAUGAUUGUUUUUGGGUGUAUUGUAUUAUUGUUGGUGUUUUUGGCGUGUGGUACUGUUUGGGUUGGAAUGAGGGGCGACGCACUAAGGAGGUUACAUUGGAGGCAAAACACAGCGGAUGUGGAUUACCAAAGCAUCGAAAUUAAGAGCCUGGAAAGUUUAAACCACGUAGAAAGGUGGUGAAAUAAGUCUGAAGAAUAAACUGUUUAUAAGUAUAAAUUUAAACUUGUAUUUUUUUGUGAUGUUUUCAAUGUUUGAGACCAAAGCCGAAAUGGCGCAGCGUAGCAAAAAUGUAUUGUUUAAAAAAUAGUCAUUAAUUCAUUAACUAUAACUAAUUAAACUCAAAAAUGCUAUUGCUACGAAUAGUAAAUAAAUACUAUGUACGAUAGAUAUAUAAAUUUAACAAAUGUACCUAUAUUGAUUGAAUGUCGUUUGAUAAAAUGUCAACAAUAUAAUUGUAUUUGUAUUUGUAAUAAUUUAUGUUGCUGUGUAAUCAUAUAAGUCGAUUGUGAAAAUGUGUAAAAAAAAAAGAAUGUAAUUUUAAAUACUGAUAUAUUUUUAGUAUCAUUUUCUGUAAUUGUGAAUAAUAUGAUGUUUUCAUAAUAUUUUGAAUCAUGUAUCGUACAUCGAAUGUUAAUGCUACGCUGCUGAGUCAAAUGCAUAAGAAUAUUUGAAUGCAUUUGAUUUCUAUUAAACUACAUUGUUUUAAUUAUUUAAUUAUAAUUUCAUGAUGUAUUAUUGUAACUGACAUUUUGUACGACUACAUUAUUAUUAAUUAUAAUAGACCCGACGUGUAAAUAUGACUUUAAGUAGAUUAAACGUGGAAAAUUAUUAUUGUUA
Molecule: messenger RNA, 2969 nt
Organism: Myzus persicae (green peach aphid)
Lineage: Eukaryota; Metazoa; Arthropoda; Insecta; Hemiptera; Aphididae
Product: podocan-like protein 1
Exons: 2
Coding region: 366-2312 (648 amino acids)
Cellular component (GO): extracellular matrix
Molecular function (GO): protein binding
Source: RefSeq, a predicted model, not a curated record